UUGUCGGGUUCUGUCUUGUCUUGUGGCGUGAUGCUGCAGACAGCAAAGGCCACUUGUCGGAGGGUGUGGGACGCCAUGAAAAGGUCACAUAGGGUGGACAGUGACGCUAUGCAAACACCACUGAACAGGUGUCUGACGGCCUUCGACCUCACCCUACUAGGGAUAGGGAACAUGGCGGGAGCAGGCAUUUACGUGCUAACUGGUACUGUGGUCCGGGACAAGGCUGGCCCAUCAACAUUCCUGUCCUACUUGGUUGCCGGAAUAACUGCAUUUCUCAAUGCACUGUGCUAUGCUGAACUUGGAUCAAGGAUACCAAAGGCCGGCUCAGCCUAUACGUAUACCUACGUUGCCAGUGGCGAAUUUUUGGCGUUUGUGGUUGGAUGGUCUAUGAUCCUUGAAUACGUAUUGUCCGUGUCCAGUGUGGCUCGUGGUUGGAGUGGAACGCUUGAUGCAAUGACACAUCAUGCCAUCAGUAACGGGACUAUGAAUACAAUUGGAAGGUUCCCAGUGAAUGCAGAAUUCUUGGGCGAAUACCCGGAUUUCCUUGGAGCACUGCUGAUUAUUGCCCUUGGACUGAUCCUCUGUCGUGGCCCGAAGUUGUCGGCCAUGCUAAACACGGUGGUAACGCUGCUGAACCUGACCGUUAUUAUUCUGGCUACGAUAAUCAUGUUAGCCAAACCGCAGCAAGUGGGUUCUGAGUUCGCUCCGGCAAAACAGGGUGGAUUCUUUCCAUUUGGAUUCGGUGGUAUGAUCGGUGGUGCGGGAACGUGCUUCUACGCCUUCAUCGGUUUUGAUGCGAUCACAGUGAGCAGCGAAGAAGCGCUUAAUCCAAAGCGGUCGAUGCCCAUCGCCACAGCAGUCUCUGUUACCGUAGUUACUCUGCUGUUUCUCUUGGCCAGUUUAGGCCUGACGUUGUUCGUUCCCUGGUGGACAGUGGACAGACAGGCUGCGUUCACUGCUGCUUUUCACGUGCGCAAUGUGGAGUGGGCCACCUACGUGACUGGAAUAGGAUCUCUCCUUGGACUGAGCGCCAGUCUAUUCACAAGUAUGUAUGCUAUGCCGAGAAUCGGUUAUGCAAUGGCUGCCGAUGGGUUGUUGCCAAAGUGGAUCGGCUAUGUGAUGCCAUCUACGCAGGUUCCGAUUGUGGCCCUAUGGUUGUUUGGAGUGUUUGCGGCCAUUCUUACUUUCCUAUGCGAUAUACACCUCCUGGCUGAUUUUCUCAGCAUCGGCACUCUAAUUGCUUACACGAUUGUGGCUGUAAAUGUCUGCAUCCUGCGCUACACCCAGCCGAUGCUCUACUCAUCCGGAUGGAAUGAAUUGGACAAAUCAGAUGGGGCUGAUAUAAUGGAAGCUGAAAACAGUGACAUUCAUGAAACGAAUGAGGCCCAACUGAACGAGUGGCCCCAUGCUAUUGGUCGCCUGAAAUCCGCCUUUCGUCAUCUUCCCAUUUUGCGUGACUCACAACCCGGCCGGGCUCCGAUUAUUGCACUCCUUCUCUUCAUCAUCUGUGCUGCUGCUCUCGCCAGUUUAGUGCUUCCCGGAGCACGCGUUCUCGAGGAAGGUCAUUGGUGGGCGGUGCUACUACUGAUUAUUUUCAUUGUCGGUGCUCUAUUUUUCGUCGGAGUCAUGUUUUUACACGAGCAAAACAAGGCGUUCGAUAGCUUCAAGGUACCGUUCGUCCCAUUCAUUCCGUGUCUUUGCAUUUUCCUCAACUUCUGCCUCAUCGUCAAACUCUCCCCGAUGACUUGGAUACGGUUUAUCGUCUGGCUUCUGAUUGGUCUGAUGAUAUACUUCGCCUACGGAUGGAGACAUAGCAUACACGCUACGGAUUCUGGGGAAAAAGGUCGACUGAUUCCCAAUAAUGAUGACACGACCGAGCCAACAAUGGUCGAAUCAAGCGGAGUUUUGAGUAGGCCAAAGGAAACUAAUAACGUUACCUACGAGUGAGAACCGUAUACAAACUUCCAGGCAUUUUGGGCUGCAGAUCAUCAGCAUGUAAGCGCCGUCCCUCUGCUGGCACACCGCCAGGUGUGAAACAAACCAUCGUACAUCUUGGUUCAGUAACCUUGUUGUCUUGUCCGCUCUGUGUGAGAUCUGACCUCACGGUGCGUUCAUUCAACUGUGAUUACACGUCAGUAUCCUUCCAACCUCUGGCUUGCAUUUAUCUAACGAUUAUUUGUCAUCGGAUAACACUACCGGAUGUGGUGAUAUUGUUUGUCUACCGUCCUCGUUUUCGUCACUGGCUGUUUGAAUUCUGUACAAGUAUUUUUUACGUCGUAUGUGAAACGUGACAAACUGAC
Messenger RNA from Opisthorchis viverrini, 2300 nucleotides. RefSeq lists its product as hypothetical. The transcript has 8 exons. Gene Ontology annotation, biological process: transmembrane transport; amino acid transport. Gene Ontology annotation, cellular component: plasma membrane. NCBI's taxonomy places the organism in Eukaryota, Metazoa, Platyhelminthes, Trematoda, Opisthorchiida, Opisthorchiidae. Bases 31 to 1947 code for a protein of 638 amino acids. The record is from RefSeq and is a predicted model, not a curated record. Gene Ontology annotation, molecular function: amino acid transmembrane transporter activity.